AUGCUCAGUGCCGUCGCGGCUCGAAAAGCGCGUUUAGAGGGAAAGCAGGUCGUGCAGGUCGUGCCACGGACACCCGCGAAGCCAGCCAUUGUCGCCGAUGAGUCUCCAAAACUGGUCUCGCCUCCGUCAAAACGAAAGCCCAGCGAGAAUGCAAGCAAGCCUAUUAAGAAGAAGAGGAAGAAGGCUCAGCAACCCGCGCAAGACACCCCGCCUCGUUACUUCAACGAGGACGCGUUCAAGACACAACAAGAUGUCAUUGUCGUCGCUGAUGACUCGGACGACUCCGAGGAAGGCUUUACUGGUGAUGCGUUCGUCGCAGAGGCGGACAUGACAGUGGACAACGCCGACGCUACGAAUACUGCAACUCCCGCAACCAAGGCCCGGCGACGCCGAGCUUGGUCACCCAGUGCUCCGCUACGAGACUCUUCUGACGAGGAAGACGAUGAAUUGCUCGAUGAUGAAUCGGCACCUCCACCGGUCGUUAUACCGGUUGCAGGACCGUCGAAAUUGGUACCCAAGGUACUCUCGACGUUCCAACCCGUCCUGGACCAAAAUAUGUUCUACCUCACGCCAGAAGACAUUCAAAUACUUGACUUGCCAUCGCCAUCGUUACAAUGUGACAACACAGGGACACUUAUUGUGCUCCAUCCCUCGAACUCGCUCGCUCUUUUGGGAACGUACCGAUUGACCGUCCUGCAAGGCGCGGUAUCCCUGAUGGGCAGCGUCCUCACCGCGUCGCGCACAUGUCAUCGCGUCUUUGCCCCUCGUUCCUCACCCAUCCCUGUGCUUAGGAGUAUCGCAGCCAGCCUUAAUGGCCCACAGUCAGCGAUGCCUGACCGUGUUCGAUCAACGCUUGGCCCCGGAGCUACAGUGGUAUUGCUGCAGGAGUUGCAGACCGGCGUGGAACGACUGGGUACAGUGUGCCGCACAUUUGAGGGUGUGUUUUCGCCGUCGCGGUCUCAAAGCAAGAUGCCUACCGUCGAACUGAAUCUUCGCGGCGUCUACAUGCUUCAGGCUGAGACAUCUGACACUUCGCCGUUUAUCAUGCCACCGUCUUGGGAUGCAACCAUAUCUUCUAUGGUCGACCAUAAUGCGAACCCGCAGGAGAUGAACUAUCCAAGAUCCGUGUAUCUCGUCAAAGGUCCAAGGAAUACGGGCAAGAGUACCUUCGGGAAAGUGCUCCUGAACGCACUCCUAACAAGAUAUCGCCGCGUCGCAUUCCUUGAAUGUGAUAUGGGUCAGUCCGAGUUCACUCCGGCAGGCAUGGUAGCUUUGAACAUACUGGACGCCCCCGUAUUUGGUCCGGCAUUCACUCAUCCGUGCCUACCCUAUGCGUCUCACUUCGUCGGAGCGACGUCUCCGAAGUCAUCCCCGUCCUACUACGUCGAAUGUGUCCAAGCUCUCAUACAAGCAUACAACCUUGACAUUCAGCACGGGGCACUUCUCAACGACAAUGACGACAAGGGUACAGACAAUAGGCUCUCCGACAUCAUACCUCUCGUCGUGAACACCAUGGGCUGGUCGCGCGGGCUCGGCUCCGAUUUGUCGCUCAAAAUAGAGGAGACGGUCGAACCAUCCCAGAUUUUCGAGCUCGAAGCGCCCCAAGGCGAUGAUGCAUAUCCCACGUAUCCGCCCUUCGAUAGUGCCGACGCCCACGCGUCUCAUGGCCUUGGCGGUUUGGACAGAGUACGUCGGCUCGAAGCCGUCGCUCCGUGCUCCGCGUCCAGCUUCUUCACUGCCGCAGAUCACCGCACUUUGUCCGUCCUCUCGUACUUCCACGCCACGUUCGCUGCACCUUCCUCUUCCCCGCCCGCUUCGCAAGAUGCUCCAGUAUCGUCGCCAUCGUCGUCUUCUGGUUCGGCAGCCAGCUGCAUCGCACGAGCGUGGGACGUCUCUCUACCACUCUGCGCUCAGCUUCCGUACGAAGUCGACUGUAAAGUCGCGUUUGACCACAUCGCCCUGGUCGGCGCUGGCAUGGAGGAUGUGGUGCCCUCUGAACUUGCUCAAGUACUGAACGGAGCAAUAGUUGGCUUGGUACAGUGCGAACCCGGGACUAUGGAUGACCUAGCAAGCGAUUCAGCCUCGCCUGCCCUCGCCCUCGCGUAUAGACAGGGAAACCCUCCUCCAUCACCAUUCUCCUCGAAGUGCUGCGGGCUCGCUCUCGUGCGGGCCAUCUCUCACUCUGCGACGGGGACGCUGAUGCAUCUCCUUACCCCCGUCCCGCCCGAGCAUCUCGCUCUCGUGCGCGUCUUGGUCAAGGGCGAGCUGGAGCUUCCUGUGUGGGGGAUGCUCGACUUCCGGAAUACGCAGGGCGACGUCGCUGGCGUCGAGCGCGACAAAGUGCCCUUCCUGCGUUGGGGCAAGAGCGAGGCCGCAGGUGCAGAAAGGAGACGUGUACGAAGAAAUCUCAUGCGGAGAGGUCAGAUGUAG
Messenger RNA from Fomitopsis serialis, 2430 nucleotides. RefSeq lists its product as uncharacterized. Bases 1 to 2430 code for a protein of 809 amino acids. Gene Ontology annotation, cellular component: nucleus. NCBI's taxonomy places the organism in Eukaryota, Fungi, Basidiomycota, Agaricomycetes, Polyporales, Fomitopsidaceae. Gene Ontology annotation, molecular function: polynucleotide 5'-hydroxyl-kinase activity. The record is from RefSeq and is a predicted model, not a curated record. The transcript has 4 exons. Gene Ontology annotation, biological process: cleavage in ITS2 between 5.8S rRNA and LSU-rRNA of tricistronic rRNA transcript (SSU-rRNA, 5.8S rRNA, LSU-rRNA).